CGUGGAUCACGACGUCACCCGGCCUUGUCCCGGAAAUAGAGAAACAUCAACAAUCCUACGGGCAGGGCGAGGUGUUAAGACUAGCCAAGAGUUAGCGGAAUAUUUCCUCAGAUAUAUAAUUUGUAAUACUGUAUUAGCGUGUAGCAUCACAGCCAUGUCGUUGUUCGGUAAGAUAUUUGGCGGGGGAGGCAAAGCGGGUAAAGGACCGAGCCCACAGGAGGCGAUCCAGAAACUCCGUGAAACCGAGGAGAUGCUAACCAAGAAGCAGGAGUUUCUGGAGAAAAAGAUUGAACAAGAGCUGAAAAUUGCCAAGAAAAACGGCACGAAAAACAAGAGGGCGGCUCUGCAGGCUCUGAAAAGAAAGAAGCGCUACGAGAAGCAGCUGGGCCAGAUCGAUGGCACGUUGUCCACCAUUGAGUUCCAGAGAGAAGCUCUGGAGAACGCCAACACCAACACUGAAGUGCUGAAAAACCUGGGCUUUGCUGCCAAGGCCAUGAAGUCGGCCCACGAAAACAUGGACAUUGACAAGGUGGACGACUUGAUGUCUGACAUAACCGAGCAGCAGGAGUUGGCCCAAGAAAUCUCCGACGCCAUCUCGAAACCUGUUGGCUUUGGAGAAGAUUUGGAUGAGGAUGAGCUUCUUGCUGAGCUGGAAGAACUGGAGCAAGAAGAGCUGGAUAAAAAUCUGCUGGACGUCGGACCAGAAAACAUCCCCCUUCCAAACGUGCCUUCUACUUCAUUACCUUCCAGACCUGCAGCAAAGAAAGAGGACGACGAAGACGACAUGGGCGACCUGAAACGCUGGGGGAUGGAAGCCAUGUAAACAUAACACGAUGCAUCUUGCUUACCGGGAUCACAGAACAGAGCUGAGCUGAGCUGAGGAAGGAAGGCACGAAUGGACUGAUAAGAUGAUGUGUGUUUGUUUGUCUUGGAAGAAAUCGCCUGAACUCAAUUUAACACUCCUCCCCCCCCCGCCCCAACAAAAAAGCAAAAAUGUUCUCGUCUUUCUUUACCCAAGUCUUAGACUUUCCACCAUUUGCUCAGUUAGAUAGAGGCUUGCCAACGGGGGCUCAUACAGCAAAGUCACUAAUAUUUUACACCUGGCCCUCAGAGUUCAUGUAUGUCAGUGUGACAUUGUGACAGGACUCCCAUAAACUGUGUGCACACUUUGCAUUUUCAUGGCUUGUGCACUCAAAAAGAGAGGAGUUCUCUGUUGAAUUCAAACCCCAUGUUCCUUCUGGAUUCUGCGUGCUUUGGCUUAAAACACCUCCGCCCCCCUCCUAAAAGAAAGAAUACACACCUGCUCCCCAGUGGUUGGUUAUUUGGUGUAAAUAUUCCACGUAUCCGUUUUUCUACUAUGAAACUUCUGCCGUCGCAGAGAGCCUCUGUUUCAGUUUUGGGAAGCAUGCAGCAAAAAGUGAGAUGUCAGCAAACACGGGGCACGACUAGAAGAGGAAGAAGUUGAGCAUUUCAACACUGUUCACCCUGAUUUCUGACAAUCGAGGUCUAUGUUUCAAAUGUUAGGAUGUUAGAAUGAUACUAAUAGCGACGAUGGUCACAUUUCCACUGCAUCCACAAGGGGUUGAAGAAAGACGGUCACACUACUAUUGCAUCUUCAACAAUGGUUGCAUUUUGUUUCGGAGUGCAAAAGUGGUUUACAGUUUCAAGUUCAUGAUGUACAUUUUUUACAUUGUGGGAAAACUGUGGAAUUUCAGAUGGGCAAGCAUGUAUGCAUUUCAAACUUUUAUUUAUCCAGAUAAGAAUAUUAUUUGCAAAUUCAUUAAAAGAAGACAAUUCUUGUA
This is a messenger RNA of Phycodurus eques (leafy seadragon), 1802 nucleotides long. Its product is annotated as charged multivesicular body protein 4b-like. The transcript is spliced from 5 exons. The record is from RefSeq and is a predicted model, not a curated record. Gene Ontology annotation, cellular component: ESCRT III complex; multivesicular body; cytoplasmic side of plasma membrane. Bases 155 to 823 code for a protein of 222 amino acids. Lineage: Eukaryota; Metazoa; Chordata; Actinopteri; Syngnathiformes; Syngnathidae. Gene Ontology annotation, biological process: late endosome to vacuole transport via multivesicular body sorting pathway; vesicle budding from membrane.